AUGCCAAGUGCACCUUGGCAAAAGAUUAACAUUGAUUUUCUUGGUCCACUUCCAUCUGGCGAGCUACUUCUGGUUGUCAUAGACAGAUAUAGCCACUAUCCAGAGGUGGAAAUUGUUUGCUCAACCAAAAGUUCUGUAGUGAUUCCCAAGUUGGAUAAGAUUUUUGCUGUCCAUGGUAUACCCUUUGAAUUAACGUCUGAUAAUGGACCACCUUUCAAUGGAGAUGAGUUCUCUCGUUAUUUGAAAUUGUUGGGUGUAAAGUUUACUCGCUCUACUCCAAAAUGGCCACAAGGUAACACGGAAGUCGAACACUUCAUGCAACCAUUAGCUAAAGCGCUAACGACAGCAGUUGUAGAAGGAAAGAAAUGGCAACAAGAGCUAUGCAGGUUUCUAUUGCAAUAUAGAACAACGCCUCAUAGUACGACCAAGGUACCAACGUCUGAAUUGUUGUUUAACAGAACAGUUCGUGGAGCAUUACCAACAUUAAAACCUCGCACUAUUGUUAAUCGGCAUAAAGAAGCUAAAAAUAAUGAGCAGAAGCGUUGUAUCUACAAUAAGACCUAUACAGAUUUACAUCACAAUGCCAAAGAAAGUUCGAUCAAGGUUGGAGAUACUGUUCUUGUACAACAAGAGAAGAAGCAGAAAUUAAUGCCCAAAUUCAAUACUACUCCAUACAAAGUGAUUGCUCGUAAAGGCACGACAGUUGUUGCAGAAAACAAAGAACGACAUCGUAUUACACGAAAUGUUUCGCACUUUAAGCAGAUUCCGGACGUUAAUGAAAUGGAUUAUAGUAGCAAAGAAGAGUGUAAUAAUGAGCCUGAACCAGCAUGUGGAUAUAGGAGAUCAAACAGAACAAGAAGAGCACCAGUGCGAUAUGGACAUGGACUUUCCUAUUAA
Messenger RNA from Rhopilema esculentum, 897 nucleotides. The record is from RefSeq and is a predicted model, not a curated record. Lineage: Eukaryota; Metazoa; Cnidaria; Scyphozoa; Rhizostomeae; Rhizostomatidae.